This is a messenger RNA of Photinus pyralis (common eastern firefly), 1044 nucleotides long. It is a transcript of the gene mRpL2, whose product is annotated as 39S ribosomal protein L2, mitochondrial. Gene Ontology annotation, biological process: cytoplasmic translation. Bases 94 to 1014 code for a protein of 306 amino acids. Gene Ontology annotation, cellular component: ribosome. The record is from RefSeq and is a predicted model, not a curated record. The transcript is spliced from 2 exons. Gene Ontology annotation, molecular function: RNA binding; structural constituent of ribosome. NCBI's taxonomy places the organism in Eukaryota, Metazoa, Arthropoda, Insecta, Coleoptera, Lampyridae.
UAGUGGAGUCACUGCUUGAACGAUACCAGUUGUACAUAACCUAACAGUUUUCAAUGUUUUUUUAAUGUUCAUAAUCCUUUUAAAUUAAAUAAUAUGUCCAUAAAUAUCAAACUAGCAAAUUUACUGAAAUCGGUUUUUAUCUCACCAUCAAAAGACGUUGCACACCUUCUAGGAGGUGUAAGACACUUUAAAUACGUCGAGAAACCGAAACCUGGUUUCGGAAAAAGUUACAGACGAAUUGUUCACUACCCUGAGAAGUACACAGUGAAACCUUUGGAUGUCACCAACUUGGCAGGACGCGAUCCAGUAAGCGGAAGGCUGGUUUGUAAGGGCAUCGGAGGAGGAAUUAAGCAUAAGUAUCACUGGAUCAAUUGGAAGCGUGAAGGUCCCACUGAAGGGCCUCCACAGCUUGAAAAAGUAAUAAGAGUUAUUGUCGAUGGCUGCCGCACUGCCCAUGUGGCUUUAGUGGCAGUCGGUGAUAAAUUGAAAUAUAUUUUAGCAACUGAGAAUAUGAAACCGGGUGAUAUUAUACGUACUUCCUGCGAGAUACCACGUAUUCCGGUUCGUGCUUAUGAGGGCGAUGCGUACCCAUUGGGUGCGCUGCCUUUGGGCACACAAGUCCACUGCGUGGAAAAGUACCCAGGUUUAGGUGGAUUUUUGGUGCACGCCGCAGGUACAUAUGCCACAAUUAUUCGUAAAGCGCCCAACAACCAUAUUGUCCUCCAAAUGCCGAGCAAGAAGGAAUUUUGUCUACCGCACACCUGUAUGUGUACGGUGGGUAGACUUAGCAACAAGGAGCACGGUUCGACGCCGAUCGGUUCCGCACAACGAAACCGGGAGCUCGGUAACAGGCCUCGAUCUGGAUGGUUUCAAAAGAAGACAGGACGGUUUGGCAGAAAGCUUCGUAGAAUACCGCCACCUAUACUGUUUCCAACUCGUGAUGUAACAUCGCCGGAGGUUGUUGCACUUACCCUUGAUAAAUUUACUCCAUUUACCUGCAACACCUUACGUUAAUGAUUUGUGAAAAUAAAUUAGUCAUCUGUA